This is a messenger RNA of Brassica rapa (field mustard), 1669 nucleotides long. Its product is annotated as mitochondrial import inner membrane translocase subunit TIM17-1. The record is from RefSeq and is a predicted model, not a curated record. Gene Ontology annotation, molecular function: transmembrane protein transporter activity. Lineage: Eukaryota; Viridiplantae; Streptophyta; Magnoliopsida; Brassicales; Brassicaceae. Gene Ontology annotation, cellular component: TIM23 mitochondrial import inner membrane translocase complex. Gene Ontology annotation, biological process: protein import into mitochondrial matrix.
GUGACAUGUCCCGAAUUUUCUCUUAUAUUUUUAACUUCUUUCAAAUAAUUUGCAAGGAUGUUUAGUUUAGUUUAACGGAAACGAGAAGAGUUGUAAACGUCAAGAAAAGAAAAGAAGCAAAAACCAAAUGGGAACUCCAGAGAAUACAAGAGAACCAUGUCCCGACCGGAUCUUAGAUGAUAUUGGCGAUGCGUUCGGCAUGGGUAUUGCCGGAGGAUCUGUCUUUCACUUCAUCAGAGGAAUCAACAACUCUCCCUCAGGCGCUCGUCUCUCCGGCGGCGCACAGUAUGUACGUAUGAACGCUCCUAAACUCGGAGGAAGCUUCGCCGUAUGGGGUGGUCUGUUCUCGACCAUGGACUGCGCCAUGGUGUACGCUAGACAGAAGGAAGAUCCAUGGAACUCCAUCUUUGCCGGCGCCGCCACCGGAGGCCUUUUAUCGCUGCGUCAAGGUUUCCGCGCGUCUGCUAGGGCGGUUUUGGUGUUAACUCUCUUACAAGGAGUACAGAUCGCUUUGGACAAACUCGCGAAUGCUGCGCAGCAGCACGAGCAGGCUUCCAUGGGUGAUGCGGCCUCCUUACCACCUGCUCAGGUUUAUGAGACUUCUUCUGCUCCGGAGGCAGGUUCAGGGUCUUGGUUUGGAGGUUUGUUUGGGAGUGGGAAGAAAGAAGAGUCUGAGGAUAAGUCAGGGAGCAAGACUCGGGUUCUUGAGAGCUGUGAUGCGCCUCCCGUCUCAACUUAGGAGCUUAACUAAUUUGUGUGGAAAAUAAAAUUGAGUAAACACAAAUUUCAUUGUGUGAGAUGGUAUUUAAGAGGAAACUGUGUAUGAUUUGUUUUUGUGUAAGGUCAAAAAAGUCAAAUCUCGAUUCCUUAGAUUCAUCUUUUUUCUUUUACUAUACUUUUAAUAUACAGUACUUGUUAUAUUCUUUUCUAAUUGUUUGUUUCGUGAUUUUCAAUCAGAAUUUUAUAGUUAAAAAUUAAAAUUGAGUGAACACAUUCCGUAGUGUGAAACGAUAUUUAAGAGACAGAGGUGUAUGAUUUCAUUACAAUUUUUUGAACAUUUUUAUACUUGGUAUAUAUCUUUCCAACUUGUUUCGUGAUAUUCACUUCAUGGUCCUAACUCCUAUGUAAGCAUGAAUAAAAAAAAGAAAAAUGGAACAGUGAUCGAUUAGAAUUUAGCUUUAGUACUUAAUUAAAUCAUAAAUUAUAUAUCUUUCUCGACAAAGUACAAAAUGAUUAAUCAAUUCACUGUAAUGAAAGUAGCAUCUUGAUUAGAGUACCUACAACAAAGAGUUUAAAAGAGAUUCUAAAGUCAGUUUUUUAGAAAAAGAGAAGAGAGAGAAGUUCUAAUGUUUAGAUUUUUUAGAACUCCAUUAAAAUUUGAUGUGACACUUGUAAACAAUAGAUUAGUUGAAUUUCUGUUUUACAAUUAACUUUUGAUUAUUAAUUACAAUUUAUUAAAAGAUUAAUAUGUUUUUUGUUUAAGAAAUUUUUUGGAGUUCGGACAUGUUUUUACCGACGUUAUAUAGAAAAGGAUUAAAAAAAAAGAAAAAAAAAAAGGAUAAAAUCCUACUUCUCAUUCUUUCAUCGUAAUUAUUUGACAUUUUUGGGUUUAGUGAUGGGCUUUUUUAAAAUGGGGAUAUUCAACCCUUACAUAUUGUUAAAAAUCUUG